This is a messenger RNA of Geodia barretti, 885 nucleotides long. NCBI's taxonomy places the organism in Eukaryota, Metazoa, Porifera, Demospongiae, Tetractinellida, Geodiidae. The record is from the annotation of a GenBank genome assembly.
AUGUCUGUCGGCUAUCGGGUGGAAGGCACGCUCAUCGUUGGAUUAGAGCCUGAUGAUACACAUCAACUUCGGCACCUCUACACUGCACAACAAGAUUUAGGAUUAGAUGUCGAGUGGUUGACCGGACGAGAAGCGUGUGAAAUUGAGCCGGUCCUUUCGCCUCGCAUAACUGCAGCCAUCCGCUGUGCAACCGACCAUCAGGUUGACAAUCGGCUGAUGGUAACAGCAUUGCAACGUGCUUACCAGAGAUGCGGCGGUGUGUUGCAUGAAAACAACGCGGCCGAAAAUAUCCAUAUUGAAAACGGUGUUGCGACCGGUGUCCAGACACAAGACAGCGGAACACAAAACGCUGAUGUUAUUGUGCUGUCAGCCGGAUGCGAAUCGGCACAGAUUGACGGACUUCCAGCUGCCAUCCGUCCGCCAGUGCGUCCCGUGAAAGGGCAAAUGUUGGCAUUGCAGAUGGAAGCCGGGAUUACGGUCAAAAACGUCAUCCGCACCGUCAGAGCAAGGUAUCCGACAUCGGUAUAUCUGGUGCCGAGAACUGAUGGCAGACUUAUCGUUGGUGCCACGAGCGAGGAGAUGGGAUUUGACACGCGUCUAACCGCUGGCGGUAUGUUUGAACUCCUUCGUGGGGCGUGGGAAGCGGUGCCGGGUGUUUACGAACUGCCGAUUCUGGAGACAUGGACGGGUUUACGUCCCGGUAGCAGAGACAACGCACCUAUACUCGGCAAAACACCUGUUGAAAAUCUGAUAUAUGCAACGGGGCAUUAUCGCAACGGUAUUCUACUUACGCCUGUUACGGCUUACGAGAUAGCCAAACUAAUUUUGACAGGUGAAACUUCAGAGACAAUCGCUCCCUUCCAGUUAGACAGGUUUUUAAGGUAG